CAGAGAAGAAAGAAUGGGGAGGAAGCCAUGUUGUGAGAAGGUGGGGAUGAAGAAGGGGCCAUGGACUGCUGAGGAGGACAAGAAGUUGAUCAACUUCAUGCUUACAAAUUGCCACUGCUCAUGGAGAGCUGUUCCAAAGUUUGCAGGCCUUCUGAGGUGUGGGAAGAGCUGCAGGCUAAGAUGGAUCAACUAUCUGAGACCUGAUCUGAAGAGAGGCUUGUUAUCUGAGUCUGAGGAAAAGCUGGUCAUUGACCUCCAUGCCCAACUUGGAAACAGGUGGUCCAAGAUAGCUUCUCAUCUUCCUGGAAGAACAGACAAUGAAAUAAAAAACUACUGGAACACCCACAUCAAAAAGAAGCUGAGGAAGAUGGGAGUUGACCCCCUUACCCACAAGCCCAUUGGUACCACCAGCGAAUGCCAUGAUCAAGUACUGCCACUGCAGCAGACAGUUGACGUAGCUGAAGGAUACUGGGAAGUGGAAGAAGAAGAGGAAGAAGAAAAGACCAUGACAAGCUCAACCGAGUACGUCACGGAGAUUGAUGCUUCUCUGCAGACAUCGCCUGGUUUCUGCAUUGAGGAAGUGCCUAUGAUACAACCCCAUGAAAUAGUGAUUCCAGAGGCAUCCACCGACGACACCUCUUCCAGCUCUUCUUCUGGUCGUUCGCCGAAGACUGAUGAACUUCGGCUUUCAGCAAUGGAGUGGCCAGAAUCCAUGCACUUCUUCCCGAUGGAUGACUACGGUGGAUGGAGCUUCAGCUCCGAUCAUAUGCUUGAGCAUCAAACCGCUACCACCGAGUAUGAUCCAUGGAAAUGAUGGUCAACUGAACAGAUCAAAAAGGCACAUAUAUCAACAUGAACGAGAGGAUCAUGGAAGGAAAUAAAGAUACCUCUGGUCCACGGUUCGUGCCUCAAGCCGAGCACUAACUCGUGAUACACUGUGUUUCUAGGUCAUCGUUGAUUUUGUGCAUGUAAAUUAGCUUGACUGGGUGCGAUCAUGCUUGUAAUGUACGAUGUCAGACACGAGUAAGGAUUUGGAUGGUUUGAUGAGUUGGAAAGAGGUGUUUAAUGGGAAUCAAGCUGUCAUCGACAGGUUAAGAUGUAAGGAUCAAACUCAGACGAGGUUUCUGCUGAUGACUCUGACUUGACGUUGGAGGACGAUCCAUCAGCAGCCGUUUCCGGUGGAAGUCAAAGAACAGGAAGGUGACAGAGCUUGGAAGCUGAAAGAAGAGGAGAUGCAGACGUGUCACCAAAAGAUGUGAUUCGUAAAUCAUGCCUUCACCUAACAAAAAUCUAAAUGCAUAGCUCCGACAGACUGUUAAAAGUCAAACCAACCACAUAUUUCUA
Molecule: messenger RNA, 1344 nt
Organism: Musa acuminata AAA Group (dessert banana)
Lineage: Eukaryota; Viridiplantae; Streptophyta; Magnoliopsida; Zingiberales; Musaceae
Product: transcription factor MYB20-like
Exons: 3
Coding region: 14-814 (266 amino acids)
Source: RefSeq, a predicted model, not a curated record